CUCAGCAGACUUCUUCAAGUCUCAUCGAAGAAACAGCUUUAUCUUAGAUGUUUCUUCUGAGAGUCAGUCUCUUCUCUUUCAUCUCCCUGUUUAGGAGAUUCACAACCAUUAAACACACACUAACACAUUCACACACACACCUUUGCCAUCUAAACAGGGACUCUUACUUGACAAUAUUUAUUUUUUGACACCCUAAAAAUGAGGAAAUCCCCAAAAUGGAGUAAAAAUUUACACCAUAUUUAUCGAGUUGAUUAAGAAUUGCAAACAUUUCUAAAAUGCUUUUAUUCAUUAUUCCAAAUGCAAAUGAGGUGUUAUCUAAUUAAAAAUGCACAAAUCUGCAUACAUUUCCAGAAUAUAAACCUGAACAUUGGAUAAAGACAGAUUCAUAAUUCUUGUCUGAUUUUUAUUUUUUACAUAUUACAGGUUUUUACAGAGGGGAUUCUGGAUUUCUCUUUUUAUCUCCCUAUAAAUCAGAAAAUACUGUCAACAGACAGAAAACAAAUACAUUUCAUGUUUUUAUGUGUACUAUAAACCAGGUGAAUGAUGAAAACACCUUCAAAAUAUAGAUGUGAAUAAAACUGUACAGUUUGGUGUGUGUUAAUCUGCUGAAGUGGAGAUUUUUGGCUCAAACUCACGGCCUUUAAAGAGAUCUACUGUAAUUGAAAUCUACAUGUGCAAACAGAUAAAGUGCAAUGGAAUAAACACUUAAAUGUGUAUGUUUUCUUUCCAUUAGUUUGAAAGAAGACAUGUUAAAGAAGCAAAAUAGAGCAAAACCUAAAAAAAAUAAACCACAGAAGGGAGUUUUUCCCUCCAGGAAAACCAGAGCUGGGAGGAGCAGGAGGAGAGAUGAUCCUGAUAUCAGUCUGUCCUAAACAAACACAAACACACAAUCGCACAGACAUCACUACAUCGACAGUGAAAAUGCCACGUCACGUGAACAACCCAUUUUCCUCUCUUCUGCUCACAGCUGUGGUCAGUUUGUCUGCAGGAGCUCUGCGUCAGUAUCACGUUGUGAAUCAGAACCUGCGCUGGACUGAAGCUCAGAGAUACUGCAGAGAGAAAUACACAGAUCUGGUCACAAUCAACAACAUGCAAGAUCAGAAUGACAUAGAGCAGGUCAUAAAGAGAGGGAAGCCUGGUGAAAACCGUGGCUGGAUUGGGCUGAGGAGCACUGACACAUGGAUAUGGUCUCUGGAUGACUCCACGUUCUACACGGCAAACGAGUCUCAGUACAGGAACUGGGAACCAGGACAACCACAAGGAGAUGGAGACUGUGCUUUUAUGAAAACUCAAGGAAAAUGGCAUGAUAUAACCUGUAGUACCUCAAUGCGUUUCAUCUGCUAUAACGCCAGUAAAGGAUUCGUCCCUGUACAGGACCUGAAGAAUUGGACUGAAGCUCAGAGAUACUGUAGAGACAAACACACAGAUCUGGCCAGUGUGAGGAAUGAGAGUGAGAAUAAUCAGAUUAUGCAACUAACUUCACCUAAUGAUACCUGGAUCGGUCUGCACAGACUCUGGGUUUGGUCAGAUAACAGCACCUCCACAUUCACACACUGGAAACCUGGUGAACCUGAUAUCAAAGAGAACAGACAUGAUAUCUGCACCUCGAUUGAUACACAGCAUAAGGAUGGAUGGAUAGAUGAUCCUUGUACAAAUCUUUAUCACUUUAUGUGUUAUGACGAUAAACUGGUUCUGAUCAGACAGAAUCUGACGUGGACAGGAGCUCUGAACUACUGCAGAAACAAUGACAUGGACCUGGUGUCGGUGUUCUCGGAGGACGUCCAGCGUCGAGUGGAGAACGUGACCGCGAGCGCCUCCUCCCCUCACGUGUGGCUGGGUCUCCGUCACUCCUGUGUGGUCGGCCUCUGGUUCUGGGUGAACGGUCAGACCCUGUGCUAUGAGCAGUGGGCUGCGGGUUACGGCACCGGUGAGGAAGACUGCAGUACGACAGUGAGAUCCGGAGCCAUUCGGACCGGAGACCAGCGCUGGGUCAGCCUUCCUGAAACUGACACAAACAACUUCAUCUGCAUCAAGUGAGAGAGAGACUGACCAAUGAAGAUUCAGUCAAGCUGUCUGGAGUCAAAUUAUCUUCAUUUCAAGUCUAUAUAACCUUCACUUUUCUGAGAUUAAUUCAUGUGGUGAUGGGUACAAACAUUUACUGUGUUUUCUACAUUUUGUUUUACUAUAUUUUUUUGCACUAAGCAUAUAUUCCGCAGAUAUUUCGACUGUCAAAUAUGUGCAAGUGGAUGUGUUUCUCUGUUCAAACACCUUCAUAAGGAUCGCAUUAGUUAAGCUAUGAGCGUGUUAGGCACCGCCAUGUUAGUUUGCGCCGCUGUUCAGAGAAUCGGAUCUGUCGGAUUUAAAACACACAAAUUCAUUCACUUCUCCCGAAAUACAUGAGAGUAAGUGAGCCGGUGAACUGGGAGAAGAAUAUGAAUAUGGCAGCUGAUCACAUGAUGCACUGAAUGUUCUAAUCACACCGUGUGAUCGUAUGCAUCAAAGGGUUAAUAUAAUUUAUAGCGACUCAGAAGUGUGUUAGUUUUGCCCGAGCAUCACUUGAGCACAGAUGAUACUUGUUCUGAAUGAAAUUUAGACAUUUUUAAGUGUCUGAAUACUUUCUGAAGCUGCUGUACUUCCUUUCUAUGAACAAUAUCCUGCAUCAACUACACAUUAAUAUGGGGUUUAUAAUUAUCUGAAUAUCUGUCUACAUAUAAACAUAUGCUUCUGUACUGGAUUUGUGUGGGUUUGUGAUUUAUACUCAUUUGUAAUGAAAUAAAGCUUUGGAAGAAAUUUAAUUUGACAUUGAUGUCUUUUGUCUGUGAAUCUGAUGUGUUUUAUCUUUCUCACAUUGAAAAUAUGAUUUUUUUUGUGUUUUUUUACCCAUGCAAAAAUCAUAUGACAAUUUUUUUAAUACAGUUAAGCACAUUUAGUGUCUAUAUAUUGUAAUAUUAAGAUAACUGUUAUGCAAAAAAGUUGUCGAGUAGUCCACAAUAAUAAAUAUAAAUUAUGGUAGAAUUUGUUGUAUUUUACAGUGAAAAUCAACAGGAACAUUUUCAUGAAUAUUCAGUUUUUAUAGGGUUGAGAAUCUUGAAAACAACUUCAUUAAUGGUAUAAAACACAUCUUUUUUAUUUUGUCUUUUUUCCUGAGUUUUAAACACAAAUGUGUCCAACGGUUUAUUAUCCAAAUAAGUGUUUGAGAAUCAAAUGAAGGUUUCCCUCUAAUAAAGGAAGGUCACAGCACAUUUUUACGGUUUCCUGUGGCGUGUUUUGGCGCGUUCUCCCGCCGCAUUACGUCAACAUCAUCAGUACAACGUCCACGAGGCGCGCGUCUGGAAAUGUGAGCGUGAUCUAGAAAUAUCUGCUCUUCAUGAAAUCAGAGGAACACGUCUCGUUGCCCACACUUCCUGAAGAUCUCACUUUCAAAUAAAUCUGCCCACUAAAGUCUGAUUCAAAAACACACAGGGGAAAUUAAAAUGUCUAUAUUAAACUUUGUUAUUAUUAAAAUUCCUAUCGGUGUCAUGAAACAAGCUAAAUUUACAUAAUAAAGGUCAUGAGCGUUCAUCUCCGUCUGUGGCUGCACACACACACACACACACACACACACA
This is a messenger RNA of Megalobrama amblycephala (Wuchang bream), 3605 nucleotides long. RefSeq names its product macrophage mannose receptor 1-like. The record is from RefSeq and is a predicted model, not a curated record. The coding region runs from base 847 to 2037 and encodes 396 amino acids. The transcript is spliced from 5 exons. NCBI's taxonomy places the organism in Eukaryota, Metazoa, Chordata, Actinopteri, Cypriniformes, Xenocyprididae.